AGGAGGGUCCAUCCGAUACGCAUCUCAUCAUCCUUUCAACGUCAGUAACUCGCCGUGAAUGACCGAUAGAAUCCUAUAAAGGCGAAAAUGUGAAGUAGCCAAAAUAUGUUGGUGAUAGGUGGACCAAUUCUACGGAGUCUGGCUUCUUCUCGUACAAAAGGCACUCGGCUUCUUCACAGAUUGUCGAACAUGGGUGAGAUUACGGGCGGGAAUAGUGAAAAUAAAAUCACCCGUGUUCUUUUUUGUGGGCCGGAUUUUCCUGCUUCUCAUAAUUACACAAAAGAAUAUCUGCAAAAGCACCCCUUCAUCCAGGUUGAUGAUGUUCCCUUGGAUGAUGUGCCUAAUUCUAUAGCAAAGUAUCACAUGUGCAUUGUGAAAAAAAUGAAGCUAGACUCGAAUAUUAUCUCUCGUGCAACUGAAAUGAAGCUUAUAAUGCAGUAUGGUGUUGGUCUGGAAGGUGUUGAUAUUGAUGCUGCUACGAGGUAUGGAAUCAAAGUUGCUAGGAUUCCAGGUGACACCUCUGGAAAUGCAGCAUCGUGUGCAGAACUAUCUAUAUAUCUCAUUCUGGGUCUUCUUCGAAAGCAAAAUGAGAUGCAAAUUUCUGUAAAGCAGAGAAAGCUUGGAGAACCACUUGGUGAAACACUCCUUGGAAAAACAGUGUUCAUUUUGGGGUUUGGAAAUAUUGGGAUUGACUUGGCAAGUCGUUUGCGUCCGUUUGGUGUAAAAAUUAUUGCUACAAAACGGAGCUGGGCAUCACACUCACAAGAUUCUUCCCAGUCUAAUGGAGCUCCAGUUCAAAAUGGUAGCACAUAUGAUUUGGUUGAUGAAAAAGGUGGUCAUGAAGAUAUUCACGAGUUUGCAAGCAAAGCAGACAUCGUUGUUUGCUGCUUAAGUUUAAAUAGUGAAACAGUUGGCACUGUAAACAAGUCAUUCAUAUCUUCAAUGAGAAAGGGUGCCCUUUUAGUAAAUAUUUCUCGAGGGGGUCUUCUGGACUAUGAGGCUGUUCUUUAUCACCUCGAGUCUGGCCACUUAGGAGGCUUGGGCAUUGAUGUUGCUUGGACUGAGCCAUUUGAUCCUGAUGAUCCAAUUUUGAAGUUCAAGAAUGUUAUAAUCACACCUCACAUUGGUGGAGUUACAGAACAUUCUUACAGAUCCAUGGCUAAGGUUGUUGGCGAUGUUGCUCUUCAACUUCAUGCAGGUAGUCCUUUGACAGGUAUAGAAUUUGUCAACUGAAUUCAGUCAAGAGAAGUGUUUGAUCGUGCAGCUAUUAUUGGUGGAGGAGUUUGAUGGGAUUUCUGUCAAUUGAAUGGAGUUGUAUAAGUGAUUAGAUGAUAAAGAAACCUCCCAAACUGAAUGAUAAAAACCCUUUCUCCCUUUUCCCCCGCUUUGAAUAAAAAAAUAAAUAAAUUAAAAAAAAGAAGAAGUUUUUUUGGGAUUUAA
Molecule: messenger RNA, 1440 nt
Organism: Corylus avellana
Lineage: Eukaryota; Viridiplantae; Streptophyta; Magnoliopsida; Fagales; Betulaceae
Molecular function (GO): phosphoglycerate dehydrogenase activity; NAD binding
Source: RefSeq, a predicted model, not a curated record